UAGUACUGUUAGGGUGCGCUAGUAUUUUUUUACUAUGUAAUGUCGAUUUAAUUUAAAAAUUAACUAAUUUUAAUAUUUUAUUUUCUGAUAUUUAAGGUAUAAAGGUUGGUGUCAGAUAUUAACCAACUAUGGAAGGAAAAGCAGAAGAUACUGAUACGCUGAAUUGUAUGUUUGAUGACUUUUAUUACAACUCAGAUAAACAAGGAAGAGGAGAAUACAGAAGUAGAUCAUCAAUUUUGAAGCAAACAAAGAAUCUGAAUUUAGACAUUUGUGAGCUUGAAGAAACAGAAAUCAGAAGAAAAAGCCAAAAUCCUAAAAGAGUUAGUUUUGCUGACACAUUUCAAGUAAAAGAGUAUCCUACCGGCAAUAUAUAUGACAUCCCUGGUCGCCAUGAAUUAGAUGCUUCAAAGAAUUCCAGCAACCAAAUAGAUUCAUGUUUUGAAACUGAAAAACAAAACAUGGGAGUUGGAUCAAGGGAUCCACUUUCUGUUGUUGAUUUUGGCUUUAUUGACAAUCAAGAAAUGGAGGUCUCCAAGGUAAAUUGUGCUAGAGAUUUAGCCAUUUCUUUUCUUGAAGCUGAGAAGGAAAACAUAGGAAUCAUAGCAAAAUAUUCUUCUUGCAAAAUUCCUAAUGUGAAAACUUCAUCUGAACCCAUGAGGGAUAAUUCUAAUUUUUCUGAAACUUCUCAAAAUGUCCAAAAGAAUUCACCUACUAAGAUUACACCUUCAACAAUAUCUUUAUUGGAAUAUGAUUCCAAUCAGUUUCUUAAUGAAACAAGAACAAAUGUAGAUGAAAUGGAUAUUACUUGCUUACCAUCACCAAAGACAGAUAAUUACUUUGAUGAAAUUAGCAGUAGGGCAAGAUUAACUGCUAAUGAUAUGGAAACAACAUGUGUUUCUGGCAAUGAUUUUCUUGAUGAAAGCCCAUCUACAUCAUUAUCAGAAGUUUUUCUGGAAAAUACCAAUAUUACUUCUGAUGGCAGAGAUGAAAACAAGCUGUUAAGUUUUGAGAAAUUGAACAUGGAGACAUCUAAAAAGGCAUUAAGUUUGAGCUUUAUUGAGCCUGCAAUUUCUUUUGAAAAUAUAAAAUUAAAAUCAUUUUCAAGUAAUUCUGGAUAUGUCAGUCCUUGUUUUGAUGUUCUUUCAAAUAUCCAUUCCUCAUUUCUUGGCAAAAGUUCUGAAAAACAUUUAAAAAGCAUUUCAGGUGACUUAAUCGGGGAAGAAAAUGUGAACUUACCUAGUGCAAUUAACAGAAUAAAAACAAAUUUUGAUGGAAUUUCCUCUUAUAAAUAUAGUGGAAUGGAUGCUUGUGGGACUGAAAGCCAUGCUGCUGAAAAGGAAACAUUUGAGGAAAAUUCUCACUAUUCCCAGAACAAUGCUCAUGGAGUGAAAUUCAUGAAAAUAUUCUCAGAAAAAGAGAAUACUCAAAACAGAAUUCAAGUUUCCAAUUUUGAAAAGUUGCAUUUUCCCUCAUCAUCUAUUACUUUUCUUGAAAAUAAGGAAAAUGUAGGAUUUAAUAGAAAAAGAAAAAGCAUUGGAACAUCUGAGCUAGGGGAUGCAUCAAAUAAUAAAGGAGUAAGACAUAACUCUACUGACGAAAAAAUUCUUCAUAUCAAUUCAGAAAAUGAUCCUAAAACUAACAGACAUGCAUUAAAUCGUACUGCCUGUCACAGUGAAUCUGAUUUCUUUAAUGAAAACAAUGAGCCACUUUUUACUCAUAGCACAAAUGCAUUUCCAAUUAGUGCUGAAGGUAUUACUUGCAAAUCUGGUGGUUCUAGAAUGGAUAGUGUUGAUCUUGAAAACAGUUUUGAUUAUUUGUCGGAAGAUUUAAAAUUUAAAAAUAGAAAGUAUGAACAUUCUAUAUUUGAUCCCAAAAGCCUACCAGAAGAUUCAAAAACUCAUCAUUUUGAAUCUGAAGGCAUGGAACUUACUUCUGUUGUUGGCUGUGAUGAUUUUCAUUUUGUAGAAAAAGAAAAGGAGUUUGACAAAAGUCUAAAUCUGGACCAUAGUUCUGCAUUAAUUGGAACAAGCAGGACAUGUCAUUAUACAUCUGAUAAAAUGGAGCUUACCUGUGCUGGCAGGAGUAAUAUUGAAUUGAAAGAAAUGCCAAACAGAUCUUCAUUGAACAAUAUCAAUGAUCAUGAAUCAUCUGCAAUAUCAGAAUUCAAUGAUGAUCAGCUAGAUAGCAAUGCAGAGUCUAAAAAUUCUAAAAUGCAUAAUUCAACAUUCAUUGAGAAGGGAAAUAAGACACUAAAUUCUAGGCUUGAUGAAGGACAUACAAAUGAUGAGAUAAAAAAAUUUAUAAAUUUGCAAACCAACAGUAAAUUUACAAACCAACAGUUGAAUGAUUAUCAAAGUGAUAAUAAUGAAGUUAUGGAAGAAACUUUAAUUUCGCAUGAAAUGCAGCUAACUUGUACUUUUAAAACCUCUGUAGCUUCGCCUUUUUUACAAAUUAAAGAUGUUUAUCUAACCCAAUCAUCUGAAAGUUGUUUCCCUGAUUUUAAAACUCCAUUCAUAAAUUCCAAUGAUGAUUUGAAAGUCAAAAGAGAUGUAUCAAACUUGAGCAAACCAUCUUUGUUUAAUGACAUAGAUAAAUCAUUUUUGGUUGAGCAGAGAUGUGUAUUUCAAUCGAAUACCAUGGAUAUCACAUGCAACAAUGAGAGUUCUCUUGGAAAUAGUUUCAACUUUGAGAAGAGCACCAAUUAUAAUCAUUCUGAAGAUGAAAAAUUAGUAAAUUCAAGCAUUGAAUUCUCUUUAAACAAGAAACAUGAUCCUGUGGAAAAUCACAAGACACACCACUUUGAUUCUGAAGAAAUGGAGCUCACUUGUGUUGCAGGUAAUGAUGAAUUUUCUUUGGUAAAUGAUAGCUUUGAAGUAAAGAUGCAAAAAGAAUUUGGAAAAGAUCUGAAUUUUGAUCAAAAUGUUAAAUUAUUAGAUAGUUCUCGAACACAUCAUUUUACUUCUGAUAAAAUGGAACUUACAUGUGCUGUAAAAAGUUGCACCCAAUUGAAAAAAACAUUAAAUGAUGAAUCUUGUUUAAAAGGUUGUCAUGAAAGAUUAUCUACUUCAGUAACAUUAGAAUCUGAUUGGCAUCAUGAUGAGCCAAAUUCACAAAUCAAUCAGACAAAUGCUCUUCAUUCUUUGGAUGUUGAAAAGGAAAAUAUCUUUAAUUCAGAGGACAAAAGAAAGCAGCAUAAAAGCUGUCAUUCUGUCAAAACAAUUCCUGGUGAAUGUUCUGGCUUAGACAAUAGCUGCAAUUUAAGCUUUCUUCAAAAUUCUGACAAUAAAUGUAAUGAUCAAACUUUCAAUUCUCAUGAAAUGGAAUUAACUCUUAUGACCGAUAAGUCUCAUAAACUACAAUCCUCACCAUUUUUUCUUUUGUCCUCACACCCUGAAAGUAUUUCUAAGGAAAAAGGUCCUUUUGAUUUUCAAAAACAAGAUAAAAAAUUUCAGAUUGCUCAGUCAAAUUUAACCUCGUUAUCUGAAAAGAUGGAGGAAAAUCUCCAAGAAAGCAUUUCAUGUGUUUCUCCUAAUAAUAAAAUGCUUCAAACAAAACAGCCAUUUGUGAAAACAGAUUUAGUUCCUUCUGAGGAUAAUGGUGAUGUUUGGGAUAUUGUUUUGAAACCUUUAAAUUCCCAAGAUGCUAAAUUAAAAAUGCCGCCUGGGUUAAAACAUCUCUUGUCACGAACCCCAGGAGCUCUGUAUACUUUAAGAAAGAAGCGCCAGCAAAUUACAAAGAAUUUUUUGAAAAAAUGUAUUCUUUCCCCAGAUGUACAAAGCAUCUUGAAAAAGUCAAAAAAAUUUGAUUUGAAACAACCACUCAGUGAAAUGAAAGUAUACAGUCCGAUAAGUUAUAAAGAUAAAAAAUCCUUAAGCUUUCACUCAUUCGGAAUGACAGAUAGCUUUACAGAAAAAUCAAAAGAAAAUUUUCAACUUCCUAAAGUUCAGCCAUUUAAUUCAAGCUUUAAAACUACAAAUCAGAAUUCUGAAAUGGUAUCAUUUGCAAGUUUACCUCCUACUUCUGCUAGCAUCUUAAUAGGAAAUAUCAAUUUUACAUCUGAAUCAAAAGACGUUUCUCAGCUUCCCACAGCUGAAUCAAAAGACUUUUCUCAGCUUCCCACAGCUGAAUCAAAAGACGUUUCUCAGCUUCCCAUAGCUGAAUCAUUCCUUUCAAGUCGUAAAGCUAUAAAUGAAAAUUCUGGAAUAACAUCAGUUUUAUGUUUAACUCCUGCACGAAUUAGUAUCUUAAUGGAAGAUAAUUGUACAAGUGAAUUGAAAGAAAACGCUCAACUUCCUUCAGUUCAAUCAUUUCAUUCAAGCCUAAAAGAUAUAAAUGAGAACUCUAGAAUGAUGUCAAUUGCAAGUUUAACUCCUACAUCAACUAUUCCCUUAAUAGAAGAUAAUUUUGCAACUGAAUCAAAAGAAAAUGCUCAACAUCCCACAGUUGAAUCAUUUAAUUCAAGCCUUAAAGCAAUAAACGAGAACUCCGGAAUGACAUCAAUUACAAGUUUCAAUUCUGCUCCAACUAGUGCUUUUACAAGUUUUGCUCGAUCCGAAGCAAGCUUAAAUCGACAGAGUAAUAAAGUUGCUUUUGAAGAAAAUUGUACUCAGAAUUUUUCAAAAAUUGAAGAUAAACAAAAGUUUGAAAAAAUUUCAGUUAAUGAAAACGAAUCAUUGCAGUUGUUAUCCAAUUCUAUUCUUGAUACUGCUGAAAGUCUAUCUUGUAAAACAUUGUCAGAAUUAUUCCCUGCUAAAAUUCUGCAAGAAAAAUGUCUGUUAAAAAAUGAAUCUAAUUUAGUUCAAGCAGUCGAACAAGAUUUACAUCUGCCUUCAGAAGCAUUUAUUUUAACAUCAGACAUUGAAGAAAAGUGCUAUAAAAAUUCUCAUGGAAGUUCUUUUUCUAACAAUCAGGAUGGAAUGAAAUUAAAAGAUCCUUUCGUGGCAUAUGAAUUGGACACAUUAAAUACAAAAAUAAAAUGUAAUGAUCAAAAUGCUAUAAACAAUCAAGAUAUCCCAACAGAUUUUACUAGAGCUGAAAUAGAGUUGAAGUGUCAUGAUGUAAAAAAUAGCGUAAUGUUACAAGAAAAACACUUAAGGAAUACUUCUCUUGAUUCAAAUGUACUUGAAAGUCAAAAACUUAUUGAUUUAAAUGUUUCUGAGAGACCAGUUCUGAAAUCAACCAAAAUUACAAAUUUGUCUGAAAUGAAAGUUCAAGAUUUUCAAAAUGAAAAUGAUCCAGUUGUAUUGGAGAAAACCAGAAUUAAAGAUAACAUUUCAGAUCUCUCUAGCAACAUAUGUAACUUAGAAACAACAGAUCUUCAGGAUACUAAUGAUGCAUUUGUUUCAAAAGUGACUGAAAAUGGCAAUGGAGUUUCAGAAUUGUCUAAAAGCCAGACCAGCUCUAAAAUAGCAAUCUCAAAGAAUUCAGGAAACUUGUUUGAUGUAGAAACUUCCAGUUCUUAUAAAAAAAAUAGCCCUGAAAAAAUUCUUUUGAAAGUUGCUAGCCCGAAACAAUCUGAAAAUAUGCAUAUUUCAAUUAAUCAUCCUGCUGAGAAUUGUCAUGAACUGAAAUCGGAUUGUACUGAAUUGGCAUCUCCAAUUAAUAAAAGUUCUGAUCAGCAAAAUAAUUUUUAUAUAAAUUCCUGUAGUCUGAUUGCCAGCCUCAAUGCAAACUCUCCUUGCAAAAUUAAUAACCAGAACAAUGCAGAUCCCAAGGUUUUAUCUGACAAAAUGGAAAUAAGUGAUGUGAUUUGGAGAACUUCAGAUGUUAAUGAAUCUGUAAAGGAUAUAACUGUACAUGUCAAUGAAAGUGAAUCUUCAAAGGAAACUGGUGAUAUGUCUAUAAAUGGCUGUUGCAGUUCUGUUCCACUGCAAGAUCUUGAUUCUUUAAGAAAUAAAUUUGAAGAAGCAUCAAAAGGCACUCACUGGAAACUUGAAUCAUUAAACAAAGAUGAGAUUGUCUUUAAAUUGAAUUGGGGAGUUUGGCUUUACAGAUGUGUGAUUUUAAUUCAUGUUAGCGGCACAAAUGUAAAUGAAUCGACUAUAACUUUGACACCUUGUUUUAAUGAUCCCGAUGAUGAAUAUGAAACUCUUGGCUAUAAGUUUUUCCAAUUUCUUGCAAAAGAUGAAAUUGUUUCUUUUUCUUUAUUCAGUGAUAGUAUAAUUGAGAAACUUGCAGAAUAUUCAAAUAUUGCUGAAAGAGUGGAAACUUUAAUGCGAGACAUAAUGCAUGUGUCAAUAGCUGAAAUCUAUAAAAUUUCAGAUGAUUUAGACCCUUUAGAGUUAUGUGUAGAAAUAUUAAAUGACAAUCAUAUGUCACAUCUUCUCAUCACAUUUCAUGUAAACUUACGAACAUAUCCAAUGGAAAGGAUUAUUCCCGAAGUGAAGCAUAUAAGACAUAAGGAUAUCACAAAAGAAGUACAAGAAGCCAUCACAAAUGUUGAACCCGGUGAAGAUUAUCUUUGGAAAAUGGUUAAACUGGCCAAUAAACUUUGAUGUUUCAGCCUUUCAUAUUGUAUAUAUUAAAAAUCGCAUUUUAUAUAAUCAUUAUGAAUUUUGUGUAUUGUUUGAAAAAUGAGACCUGGCUGUAGUAUAGUUUUAUAUUAUUAUUGUCAAGAAUUAUUUUUUUUAUUCUGGAUCUGUAUAUUUUUUUUAGUGUUGUUUGCACUUUUU
This is a messenger RNA of Argiope bruennichi, 6671 nucleotides long. RefSeq lists its product as uncharacterized. The record is from RefSeq and is a predicted model, not a curated record. NCBI's taxonomy places the organism in Eukaryota, Metazoa, Arthropoda, Arachnida, Araneae, Araneidae. The transcript is spliced from 18 exons. Bases 129 to 6494 code for a protein of 2121 amino acids.